This is a messenger RNA of Microsporum canis CBS 113480, 1527 nucleotides long. RefSeq names its product bleomycin hydrolase. The transcript is spliced from 5 exons. Gene Ontology annotation, biological process: response to toxic substance; L-homocysteine catabolic process; proteolysis. Lineage: Eukaryota; Fungi; Ascomycota; Eurotiomycetes; Onygenales; Arthrodermataceae. Gene Ontology annotation, cellular component: cytoplasm. Gene Ontology annotation, molecular function: cysteine-type aminopeptidase activity. Bases 1 to 1527 code for a protein of 508 amino acids. The record is from RefSeq and is a predicted model, not a curated record.
AUGGGUUCCAACCAGUCGAAACUGCAAGAAGCUCCAGGGCGCAGCGAGAAGGCCGUGGCAUCGAUGAACAUGUCCGGCAUAAUGCAGCUCAGCGACGACGAGUAUGUCCAUGUCGAAACCGGUGCCCCUCCGCCGCCUUAUUCUUCCACUCGCGGGAGAUCAGUUGGGCUUUCAGCCCAGCAAGCGGAGACAUGGGAGAAAGAGCUACUUGCUGACCCUAAGAAUCGACUCGCCAUGUCAGCGCUUUCGACCAAUCCGGUCUCGUCUAUUUUGUCCAACCCUUCCUCGGCCGUUGUCGAUACCCAAACUUUCAACAUCAAGAUUCCAUUUGAAGGGAGUCCUAUAACGAACCAAGCGUCUUCUGGUAGAUGUUGGAUUUUUGCGGCCACAAAUGUCUUCAGGGUUGCCCUCAUGAAGAAGUAUAGCUUGGAAAAGUUCGAACUGAGCCAAUCAUAUUUGUUCUACUGGGAUAAGCUGGAAAAGGCCAACUGGUUUAUGGAGCAGAUGAUCGAUACCGCUUCUCAGUCCUUGGAUAGUAGGCUGGUACAGCGGCUGCUGGAGAACCCUGUGGAAGAUGGUGGCCAGUGGGACAUGGCUGCGAAUCUCGUUCGAAAAUAUGGAUUGGUCCCGCAAACCCUCUACCCGGACUCCUUUAGCUCGCAGAACAGCAGUGAGCUGGGGAAGAUUUUGACAACCAAGUUACGCGAACAUGCCUUGAUCAUUCGCCGGAUGGCUCGUAGUAAAGAUCCGUCGGCUAGUUCAUCCAUUGCAGAUGCCAAGGACAGUUUCUUGAAGGAGAUUCACUCGAUCCUCACGAUCAUGCUUGGGCCACCCCCAUCUGCCACCAGAAACUUUGACUGGGAGUACUAUGACGCAAAGGGAAAAUUCCACAAAGUGUCUAUGACUCCGAUCCAAUUCGCAGCUGGUCUUUCAGAUCGUGACGGCGUGCGUGCCAACCAAGGAACUGAUGUGAAUGAGCUCUUUAGUUUAGUAAACGAUCCUCGGAAUUCCUAUGAGCGCCUCUUGACAGUGGAUCGUCUAGGGAACGUCGUCGGGGGGCGGCCGAUCACAUACGUAAACGUAUCCAUGGACGACCUCAAACGGGCCGCAGUCGCCAUGCUCCAUGCCGGUCACCCCGUAUUCUUCAGUUGUGAUGUUGGCAAGUUCUCUGAUCGCAAGCGUGGAAUCAUGGAUCCGGCCCUGUACGACUAUUCUCUCAGCUUCAACAUCCAAUUCGGCAUGUCCAAGGCAGGCCGACUGAAAACCGGCGAGACUGCGAUGACACAUGCCAUGGUCCUGACGGGAGUACAUGUUGAGAACGGCAAACCUGUUCGCUGGCGUGUCCAGAACUCGUGGGGAUCCGAAGUUGGAGACCAUGGCUGGUUCGUUAUGACAGACAAGUGGAUGGACGAAUUCCUCUUCCAGGUGGUGGUCGACCGGCGAUACGUAGCACAGAACAUACGGGAUGUAUUGAAGCAGAGACCUGUAGUCCUCCCGCGUUGGGAUCCCAUGGGGACUCUCGCAUGA